Messenger RNA from Diabrotica virgifera virgifera (western corn rootworm), 4446 nucleotides. It is a transcript of the gene mas, whose product is annotated as protein masquerade. NCBI's taxonomy places the organism in Eukaryota, Metazoa, Arthropoda, Insecta, Coleoptera, Chrysomelidae. Gene Ontology annotation, molecular function: serine-type endopeptidase activity. Gene Ontology annotation, biological process: proteolysis. Bases 239 to 2386 code for a protein of 715 amino acids. The record is from RefSeq and is a predicted model, not a curated record. The transcript has 9 exons.
ACCGUGCAGUACCAGUGCGGGUACCAGCAAAACUGACACUGGUGCUGGUACUCCUACACAUAUUCUGUUAGUAUUAUUAACAACAAGAAGCAAUUACUUGAAAAGUUUGAAAGUAGCGGUAAAUUCCGGAAGUCAAUUCCGUAUUGCACCUGAGUUAAUUAGUUGUGCAAUGGAGUAGUGUGGACAAUGAGCGGUUGUUGAUAGUGUAGAUAGUGUGUCAUUCGGUCGGUAUACAAAAAUGUUGUAUAGGACCCGGGGAUUUUUCAUUCUCGUCUUCUUCCUAGGGGUUCAAGCCCAAGAUGACUCUCUCGCAGGAAGUUUCCUUUCCGGACUUUUAGAUACAAUCACUAGUACUGCAGAUUCAAAAGACUGUCCUGGUGUGUGUGUUCAUGCUUUAGCAACGAUUAUUUGUUAUGGCGUCUUACAUGAUGUGUCAUGCCCUUCACCAUCGAUGAAAUGUUGUAUAGAUUCUCCAAUGCCAAAUGCUACAACUAUAGAAUCAGUUACGAAGUCCGAAACAACAUCUCUUAUGACAACAAUCACUACAUCGACACCUACAACUCUACUACCAGCGACUACCUCUACUAUGAUAAGCGUAGAGAAAAAACAUAAUAUCACAGAUCUUAAUGAGCCAGGAUCAUGCAACAGUACUGAAUUCAAAGGAGUCUGUGUAGCGGAAAACAUUGCCAACUACUGCGAAGCGAUUCUGAACACAAAUGACCUCUGCACACCAGGGUUAAGAUGCUGCGUGUCAAGCGUCACAUUUGGUGAUAAGCUACCUUCCAAUUUAAUCUACCCAAACAAAACAAAAACGAACUAUACGAGAAUUGAAACGAGGACAACCCAUAGACCACACAGUUCCACGACUUACCCAGUGAAGAAAACAACCGUGUCGCAGCCAGUAACUUUAAAAGAGUGUAAUGGAGAAUGUGUCAGUGGGUUGUUUGCUCUGUUUUGUGAUGAUAUUGACUCUGAUGCAGACUGUGAAAAUGGAGCUAGUUGUUGCAUUACGGAACCUGUGUCAAACAACGAAUCUGAGCCUGAGAAGUCGGUAUCACCCCCUACAAUGAGACCACCUUUACCCCCUACAACUACCAGACCAGUAAUACGUGAUCCAGGACCGAUCUGCCCAGGAUUUUGUCUGCUCAAUAUAAUGGCAGCUUUUUGUGAGAGACCGUCAGUUUUAAUUCCUCAUACAUCAAACUGCAAAAGAGGGUCUGUGUGUUGCGAUAACACCAGAGCAAUGACUUCUGCUACUAAGCCCAAACCUAAACCUCACUAUUCAGUUCCAACCACAACAACCACUGUGGAUUCCAGACCAGAGUGUCCAGGUUCUUGUAUAGUCUCAUACUUGAGCUUCACUUGUUUCAGAAAUGCUGAAAUGACAGAAAUAUUCAAAUGUAAAAAGGCUGGAACGAAAUGCUGUGCACCGAAAUCGCUCAUUAAAGAUGCUUUAGGCCAGAAGGAUGAUGUGCCUUUCGAGGAAAGUACUAUACAAUCUUUAAGCAUGUCUUACACAACAAUAUCAUCGGCAAAUCCUACUCAUUUUGCUACAACUGAAAUGACCAGAAUGCAAUCUACAACCUCCAAAUCUCCAGUAUACAGCAAAUAUGUUUGCGGCGUAAAAGGUACUGCUCGUGUUGGAAGAGUAGUAGGUGGUGAAGACGGAGAACAAGGCGAAUGGUGUUGGCAAGUAGCGUUGAUAAAUUCCUUGAAUCAGUACUUAUGCGGAGCUGCAUUGAUUGGAACUCAGUGGGUAUUAACAGCCGCCCAUUGUGUCACAAACAUUGUUCGGUCAGGUGAUGCAAUAUAUGUUCGAGUGGGCGAUCAUGAUCUAACUAGAAAGUAUGGUAAUUCUGAGGCGCAAACCCUGCGAGUGGCAACAACAUACAUUCACCACAAUCAUAAUAGCCAAACUUUGGACAACGAUAUAGCCCUUUUGAAGCUUCAUGGACAAGCAGAGUUAAAAGAAGGCGUAUGUUUGGUAUGCUUACCAGCUAGAGGAGUAAGCCAUGCUGCUGGAAAGAGAUGCACAGUUACGGGAUAUGGCUAUAUGGGAGAAGCUGGUCCAAUUCCACUGAAAGUGAGAGAAGCAGAAAUUCCGAUCGUGAGCGAUGCAGAAUGCAUAAGGAAGAUAAAUGCCGUAACAGAGAAAAUUUUUAUUCUCCCGGCAAGUAGUUUUUGCGCGGGAGGCGAAGAAGGAAAUGACGCGUGUCAAGGUGAUGGUGGGGGGCCGUUAGUAUGUCAAGACGACGGGUUCUAUGAAUUAGCAGGACUCGUUUCAUGGGGAUUUGGUUGUGGAAGACUCGAUGUUCCAGGUGUAUAUGUUAAAGUUUCUUCAUUUAUUGGUUGGGUUAAUCAAAUCAUUAGUGUUAAUAAUUUAUAAUUCUUAUUAAUAGAAACUGAACCAAAAAUAUUCGUCGAGAUAUAUUUUGUUUUAGAUAUAUUUCACUCGAACAGUUUGACUGACAGUGUCCCUUGAACAUUGUUUUCUUCGUAAUUUUGAACUAAUUGUGUAAUUGAUACGAUCUAGUUUAAAAAACGGAGUGAUGUUUGUAUAUGUCACGAUGCAUACGAUAUUAAACAUACACUAAACACCAAAAUUAACGCACCACCUUAAAAACGGAACAUAUUUACUGUCUCGAAUUUCCUAAACCUGUUGUCCGAUUUGAGUGAGUUUUUAGUGUUUUCUCCUCAAAGUUCGGAACACCCUGUGAAAUAUUUUAGCGUAUAUAAAAUAUUGAAAUUAAAACUCAACUGUAGCCUUAGGCUUUCUUAACAUUCUGCUUUCUGAUUCAUUCACUUAUGUUGGAUAAUAAAAAAGUUAGGUACUUUAACAACUAGCAACGUUCUUCUUCAAUACAGGGUGUUUCUAAAUAAGUGCGACAAACUUUAAGGGGUCAUUCUGCAUGAAAAAUAAUGACCGUUUGCUUUAUAAACAUAUGUCCGCAAAUGCUUCGUUUCCGAGAUAUGAGCUGUUUAUUUUCUUACAAAUUGACAAUUUAUUUAUUGCUCUAAAACCGGUUGAGAUAUGCAAAUGAAAUUUGGUAGGUUUUCAGAGAUAGUUAUUGCGCAUUUAUUGACAUGCAAUUAAGAAUUUUUUAUUCACCAUUGGCGUGCAUACGGGUAAUAUGACUCGUAUGUACGCCAAUGGCGAAUAUAAAAUUCUUAAUUGUAUGUCAAAAAAUGCGCAAUAACUACUUCCUAUAAUCUACUAAAUUUCAUUUGCAUCUCUCAACUGGUUUUAGCGCAAUAAAUAAAUCGUCAGUUUGUAAGAAAAACUUCUACAUCCCAUAUCUCGGAAACACCCUGUGAAAUAUUUUAGCGUAUAUAAAAUAUUGAAAUUAAAACUCAACUGUAGCCUUAGGCUUUCUUAACAUUCUGCUUUUUGAUUCAUUCACUUAUGUUGGAUAAUAAAAAAGUUAGGUACUUUAACAACUAGCAACGUUCUUCUUCAAUACAGGGUGUUUCUAAAUAAGUGCGACAAACUUUAAGGGGUCAUUCUGCAUGAAAAAUAAUGACCGUUUGCUUUAUAAACAUAUGUCCGCAAAUGCUUCGUUUCCGAGAUAUGAGCUGUUUAUUUUCUUACAAAUUGACAAUUUAUUUAUUGCUCUAAAACCGGUUGAGAUAUGCAAAUGAAAUUUGGUAGGUUUUCAGAGAUAGUUAUUGCGCAUUUAUUGACAUGCAAUUAAUAACGAAUAUAAAAUUCUUAAUUGUAUGUCAAAAAAUGCGCAAUAACUACUUCCUAUACCUAACCUACUAAAUUUCAUUUGCAUCUCUUAACUGGGUUUAGAGCAAUAAAUAAAUCAUCAGUUUGUAAAAAAAAUUCUACAUCCCAUAUCUCGGAAACGAAGCAUUUUUGGACAUAUGUUUAUAAAGCAAACGUUCAUUAUUUUUUCAUGCAGAAUUACCAUUUAAAGUUUGUCGCACUUAUUUAGAAACACCCUGUAUUGAUGAAGAACCUUGCUAGUUGUUAAAGUAACUAACUUUUUUAUUAUCCAACGCAAGAGAAUAAAUCAAAACGCAAAAUGUUAAGAAAGGCGAAGGCUACAGUUGAGUUUUAAUUUCAAGAUUUUAUAUACGCUAGAAUAUUCCACAGGUGGUUCCGAACUUUAAGGAAAAACCACAAUAUCAUUGUUACACCCAGUAUACAAUGAUACUUACCGGUUUAGUAACAAUAUUAUUACAUCGAUAUUCUUGAAGAACAAAGCUAUAACAUACUAAAAAAAUCACUCAAGUCGGACAAGUUUAGGAAAUUCGAGACAUCAAAAAUUUCCCAUUUUUAAGGUAGUGCGUUAAUUUUGCUGCUCAGUGUAUAUCGAAACGAGUGGAAUAAUACUUGUAAAUAGUAACUAUAAAAUUUAAAAUUAAUUUUAGAAAUUGUUACCAAAUAAGUAUUGUUAUAAUAAAUUUUUGUAUGGCAAUAAUAUAUUAAUUUCUUAAUGA